Molecule: messenger RNA, 626 nt
Organism: Plutella xylostella (diamondback moth)
Lineage: Eukaryota; Metazoa; Arthropoda; Insecta; Lepidoptera; Plutellidae
Source: RefSeq, a predicted model, not a curated record
CGAAUUUUGACUUCCACCCAGUAUAAAUAGCCGAGCUUUCGACCUUUUCGAUAGACAACUGUUUAAGCUCCUCUCGAGUUCACAUCUCCUCACGACACAACCAACCUCCUCUUAUUCAACAUGCAGAGAUUCGUCGUAUUCACCGCCCUCCUGGCCGUGGCCGCCGCUGCCCCCGGCGUGCUCCUGGCCCACGCUCCCGUGGUCCACACCGUGCACGCCGCCCCCGUGGUCCACGCCGCGCCGGUGGUCCACGCCGUGCCCGUCGUCGGCACCAAGACCACCAUCUCUAAGAGCAGCCAGGUGGUGAACCACGGCAGCCCGGUGGUCCACGCCGUGCACGCCGCUCCUGUGGUCCACGCCGUGCAUGCCGCUCCCGUGGUCCAUGCUGUGCACGCCGCUCCUGUGGUCCACGCCGUGCACACCGCCCCUGUGGUCGUGAAGACCGCCCCCGUGGCCGUCACUCACUCCAGCUCCGUUGUCCACCACGGGUCCGUCCUGAAGACCGUCCCUCUGGUCGCUGUCCACCACUAAACACUUGUAAAUACAUACGUAGAGAGUUCUUCAAUGAAGGAUUGUAAAUAAGUUUAUGUAAAUUAAAAAUAUACUUUAUUUUUCUUUUGAAACUA